Micropterus salmoides (largemouth bass) is the source of this 3925-nucleotide messenger RNA. RefSeq names its product CKLF-like MARVEL transmembrane domain containing 6 (gene cmtm6). Gene Ontology annotation, cellular component: membrane. Lineage: Eukaryota; Metazoa; Chordata; Actinopteri; Centrarchiformes; Centrarchidae. The transcript has 5 exons. The record is from RefSeq and is a predicted model, not a curated record. The coding region runs from base 166 to 732 and encodes 188 amino acids.
UUUGAAAUUAUUAACCAGAAGCUUGUUACUUCCGCUAAUUUGGCAGGAUAAAGGCCGCAGAGUUAAUGCGGAAGUUUGAAGUCAGUUCAGCAGCAGAGAAACAAAAGUCCAACUUCGCAGCUGGAAACUUUUUCUGCGAACCAGAAGAAACCUGAACGCUCCGUCAUGGCCACCCCCAGCGUUUACAGCCCCACGACGGUUUCCAACCCCAAAUCCUCCUGCUUCGUCGUCCCGUCAGAUCUUCUGGAUAUAGUCCGCUUUGGGGUCAAAGUCGUUGAAGUGCUGCUGUCCUUCGUGGCCUUCAUCCUGGAGGAGGUGGUCAACAGCUGCUUAAGCUGCAACGCUCUCUACUUCUUCGAGUUCGUCAGCUGCACGGCCUUCCUCUUCACCCUGCUGCUCCUCAUCCUCCUCUCCACCACCCUGCACAGCAAGGUCGGCAUCUCCUGCUGGCCCAAACUGGACUUUGUGUACACCAUUGGCAUCGCUCUGCUGUUCCUCAUCGCCUCCAUCGUUUUUGCUGCAGACAACAACAACACGACGAUGGAGAGAAGUGCUGUGGCGUUUGGCUUCUUGGCGACGGCCGCGUUUGCCGUGGACCUCAUGUUGUUCGUGAAGGCCAAGGGGUUUCCCUUUAAGGAGGAUGGGACGCCGGACACGAGGAACGGCGGUACGGGGGCGGUGGAGGCUCAACCAGAGGCGGAGAAACUCAACACUGAGGCCAACGGAAAUUAAGUCUUUUUGUUUUCAAUAUUUGUUUGCUGCGCUCAGAGGUCAGAGAUCACUUCACGCACUAUUCCUUUAACACGGAGGCGGAGCUUCAGCUCGGCUGACUUUUUUUUUUUUUUUUUUUAAAUCCUGUUUUUAGUCCUCGAUUCCCAAAGCGGAGGACGAUCUGUGCUGACAUGUUAUCAAUAUAAUCCAUCAUCCAAUAAUGAAUCGAUGACGGUGCGGAGCGUCUGUCGGCGUGGGACGUUUUAAAUAAUUGAUCUUAAAUGUUUCCACCUGCUUAUUGACGACUUUAAACAAUAUUUUUUUAAGGAAGAACAGACACUAAAAUAACAGAACCACUAAAUAUUCUGCUGUUAAGUUUAAUUUUUAAGAUUUUCACAGAUGAUGUAGAGACAAUAAAUGGAUUUAUUGUCUGUCGAUUUAGCUUCAGGACUUUUUUUUUUUUUUUUAUUAUUUUUAAAGGUUUUGUUUAUUGAAUAUCAUGAAAUUUAUCAACACAUUUAGUCUUAAAUGACAAAUGAAAUCAAAUCCUGUGUCAUGAAAUUCACAAAUUACUGACAAUGAAAACAAGUCAAUGUUUAAAUCUGAGGGGUCACAUGAUUAGAUGAGAUUCUUUUCUCUCUGUAUAUUUUUAGUGUGAAAUACUGGAAACUUUUACUUCGGUCUGCAGAAAUCUUUUAAUGAAACAAACCAAAGCUUAUCUCGUCCCCAUGCUAUGAAUUUUCCCUAAUCCGCUCAGGCCCUGAACGCCUCACGAAUGUUAAGACGAUUUGGUGCCGAAAUGAAGAAACGACACUCAACAAAGCAAAGAAGUUUUAUUUUAAUGUCCUGAUGGACAGAAAUGAACAUGACCGUUUCACAAAAUGAGUCCAGUCCGAACGUGUCUGUUUGUACACAGACGGCCAAAAGCUUUCGUGUUAAAUGUCCGCGAGUUAAUUAUUCUACUAAUGUGUUCAACAGGUGAUCAUUGCACAUACUCAAAAUAUUACUGACUCUGACACGUAAAGGCCAGUUUAUACUUCUGCGUCGGCUCCCUGCUGUCAUGAGCAUUUCUACUUGUGCGUUGGUGUCUGUCGCCCAAAACGCUAGAAAUGUUAUCGGACCGAAUGGCUCAAACUCUGAUAGUGAAACGAGUCAUUAUUGAUUGUCUUAUUUGACGCUUUUAUCCAAAGCGAAGAACAUACAAGCACCAACACAGUCCGAGAUCUACCAGUGACGACAGAUACUAGCUGGAGCUGUUAGCACGUACGGCAUCAAUGGGGUAAAUAGUCCGAGUUAACGAGUGGUGGAAUCAGUAGAAGUGUGAAGAGGCCGAAGAAGAUUUGACACAAAAGUAUAAAUGGGCCUUAACACGUCCAGGAAGCGAGCGGUUCAGUGCUCUCACUAUAUGAACACAUUUUUUCUUUAAUGCGCUUUGAAAGCAGCUUGUUUAUAAUUAACAGUCACUAAUCAAUAGAAUAACUAAAUGCCACUAAUGGAAGCAGAUUUUUAAAGAACUAAAUUAGCGUCAAGUUUCAGCUCAGACAAGGCGUUAUGCAGAACUCGCGUCCGACUGAAUGAAAUGUUUCCUUGGAGUCCGUUUAUGGCAUUCACUACACAAACGCCCAUGAGCCUUUGCCAAAAGCGUUUUGAUAAGGUGGAGGAACAUGGCCGACGGGCUGAAUCCAAAUGUGUGUGCGAGUGCUGAGAUUAGAUCGGCGCCCUCUGACAGUGCGGAUGAAGGCUCAGUCCAGAUGUGGGACACGUGGAUCCAGCCCCAACGUCCUACCCCCUGACCUCUGACCUUCCCUGUGGACCGGUCAGCGUACUCGUAACGUUCCACUCUCUGCUCCAGUCCUAAAAACUACCGGCUCUCUGACCUUUUUAUUUGAAGCAGCUUUAAAUGAGACUGUUGAAACUUCUUAGUUUAGCGGUUUUCAUGUCGUCGUCUGUCUUUAGUCAGUUUUUUCUGUAUUUUAUUUUAAAGGUUUGUCUCCGUCAGUCUGUAAAACCAGACUCUGCUUUAUGUUCCACCAAUUUUAGCACCCGCCUUUAAUCACUUUGUGUAUUUUAAAUUGAAUGUUUCAUGAAGGAAGUGAUGCUUUUUUGUCAAACAUAAACUCCUAAUAUCAAUGAUUUUAAAAGGUGAUCAGCUGUUUCUUGGAUUAGACGGAUUUUUUAUUUUUUUUAAAUGUAGUCCCCUUAAUAGUUGAUCAGAAGUUUUACUGUUAUUUCACCCAAAACUUUUGUUUGCUGUUUGACCCCAAAUAUUUGAAUUAGUGUUUAAAGACACAGGGACCCUGUCGUUAGUGCCUGUUUGUACUGAUUUUGGCCCCUGAACCUCUGGGCCUGGCAGGUCACUUGAGUUACCCAUCAGUGAGUUUAAUCAUGUUUGGGUGAAAUAUUCCUUUUAAUAUUCUGGGUAAUAUGAUCAGCUGACCAGCUGAGGAGUUAAAACUCACAAAGAGUGUGUUUGUCCUUCGGUCACCUUUUUUAUAUAAAUGACAUUUUUAUGCCCAGAACAUGAAGCGGACUGCAAGUUUAAAAACAAUUGUUCGUAAAGUUUGUGUAAUUUUUUCCAAAUGUUAGAAGAUAAAUGUUUUUCGUCCUUUUACAUUCCUUCGAUGAGUGGUCACAUGUUUCUAUAUCGUCGUUUUUUUUUUCGUAGCCAAACUAAUUUUAGUAACUCGUUUGAAAACUAAUAAAAAUCAGCUGAUUGAGAAGUCGUCCAGUAUGUGUGUAACCCUUCAAUUAUAUGCGUGCUGCACAAUAGGGCUGGACAAUAAAACAAUGGUGAUAAUUAUUACAAUUAUUGCCACUUUUUCCAUAUAUUUACAUUUUUAAUAGGAAAUGCUUUGACAAUCAAACGACAUACAAAGAGUUAAUCAUUGAAUACACUGGAAAAUGUAUUAAAAAAGAUUUUCUUAUUCGUGUCAGACAAUCAAAAACCUGUUUUUUAUAUUAUGGUUAACUUUAAUGUUCAGGACCAAGUAAAGUCUAUUUAGAAGGAAAUGUUUUUGUAAUAUAUUUGUAUAUUUCCAUGCUUCUCUUCUGUGCCUGUAAAAUAAAUUGGUUUUUCAUCCAUUCAUGUGUAACAGAGAAUACUGUAAAGAUAUACAGUGAAGUAUCUCGCUAUGUCCUUUUCAAAUUGCUGCAAUUUCAUAUCAGAGACAAUCAUUUUAUUAUUCAGUCAUAUAAUAAACAGAUUUUCAAGAAA